Neopsephotus bourkii (Bourke's parrot) is the source of this 3005-nucleotide messenger RNA. It is a transcript of the gene NUCKS1, whose product is annotated as nuclear casein kinase and cyclin dependent kinase substrate 1. Gene Ontology annotation, cellular component: cytoplasm. NCBI's taxonomy places the organism in Eukaryota, Metazoa, Chordata, Aves, Psittaciformes, Psittacidae. The record is from RefSeq and is a predicted model, not a curated record. The coding region runs from base 152 to 1036 and encodes 294 amino acids. Gene Ontology annotation, biological process: interstrand cross-link repair; double-strand break repair via homologous recombination. The transcript is spliced from 8 exons. Gene Ontology annotation, molecular function: double-stranded DNA binding; single-stranded DNA binding.
GAGGCGCGGCCCGAGGCGCUGGGCCCAGGGCUCCCGCUCGCUCCGGGGAGGGAACGGGCGACGCCGAGCCCGCACCGAGCGACCGUUCCGUUCCUCCUUCCCCUCCGCGCCGGGCGACGCUGCCCGCGCCGGGCCCGAACCGCCGGGGAAAAUGUCCAGGCCUGUCAGGAACAGGAAGGUGGUCGAUUAUUCCCAGUUUCAGGAAUCAGACGAUGCUGAUGAAGAUUAUGGAAGAGAUUCAGGUCCUCCAUCCAAGAAAAUCCGUUCGUCUCCCCGGGAGGCUAAAAAUAAGAGGAGAUCUGGGAAGAACUCUCAGGAGGACAGUGAGGAUUCAGAAGAAAAAGAUGUGAAGACUAAGAAAGAUGAUUCACACUCGGCAGAUGAAGAUUUUGGCAGCGAAGAUGAUGACUUAGGAGCAGAUGAUGGCAAAGCUGACAGUGACUAUGAGAGCUCUCAAAAAAGCAAAAAAGGAAAAAAGGCUAAACCAGAAAAGAAUAAGAGGGUGGCCUCCAAAUCCAGGAAAAGGCCUGCAGAGGACAGUGAGGAUGAAAAAGAAGACCACAAAAACGUGCGUCAGCAACGACAGGCAGCGUCCAAAGCAGCCUCUAAACAACGAGAGAUGCUUAUGGAUGAUGUGGGGAGCGAGGAGGAAGAGCAAGAGGAUGAUGAAGCACAGUUCCAGGAGACAGAUUCAGGAAGCGACGAAGACUUCCUCGUGGAAGACGAUGAUGACAGUGACUAUGGCAGUUCAAAAAAGAAAAACAAAAAGGUCUCCAAGAAAUCCAAGCCAGAGAGGAAAGAAAAGAAAAUGCCGAAGCCCAGGCUAAAGGCUACAGUGACCCCCAGCCCAGUGAAAGGCAAAGGGAAGGCAGGCCGCCCCACAGCUUCCAAGGCAACAAAAGAAAAGACCCCAUCCCCUAAAGAAGAGGAUGAAGAGCCUGAAAGUCCCCCAGAAAAGAAAAAAUCAGCCAGCCCUGCACCAGAGAAGUCAGGGGAUGAGGGCUCUGAAGAUGAAGCACCCUCUGGGGAAGAUUAAAUGGCAGUUGAGGAAAUCUUUGUUUAAAAAAAAAAAGGAAAAAAAAGAAAAAACCCAACAAAAAAAAGAAAAAGGAAAAGAAAACACUUAGGGGUAGAACACGGUUUUGGCUGUGGCUUGACUCAUGGGCUUUGAAUGCUGUCUUUACUUUCAGCUCUUUAAUACAGUGUAUCCUUUUUUUAAUAAGAGGAAACCCUUACACAGUCCUGUUUUGAAGUCAAUGUUCUCUGUUGGCCAUUCUGUUCUCCCUCCCCCAGGAAAGCCAUUGGAGACAAAAUUAACAGACCUUUGAAUAUAUAUAUAUAUUUUUCUUUCAAGGGAUAACUGCAGUUGUGAAGCAAUAAGGGUUGAGACUGAUACGUGGAAAUCAUACCUUGUUAGACUAGAUUGCCCAGUGCUGGUAAGAGUUCUUUCAAACUGUUCUUCUGUGUUUGAAUCUGGGGGGAAAAUGAAGCUAUGCUUUAACAGACUUCUGGUGAGACAAAAGCACUCAAAAACCAAUGUAGUUGGUAGGAAUUCCAGUUGAGGAAGAGGAAACACUGGGAGGAAACCUGUGUUUCUUGGAUUCAGGCACGCUUUUCAUGGAAAGCAAUCCUGAGACUUGUAGAUGGGCCACUGUCUUCUGUUUAGUAAAGACCCUCUGAUCAGGAUUCAAGAUCUUUUGUGUUGGCUGGAGAGAAUACUGUUCCGCAAUAGGAGAAUUGCAGUUUAUUCUCUACAAAUCCAGAUAGACAACCUACAAGCUUCUCCCAUCCCUUAAUUCUUCCACAGUUGGCUAUAGGUGGGCAGGAUAGGGGAAGAAAAAAUGGCAAACCAUUUGCAAACCUCUGGUUUCCAGUUUGGGACUGUGGCAAAUGUCUCUAAAGUUUUCCCAAGGAAACAAAACAAAGAAUCAACGGGUAGCGUAAAACUAAAUUCUUUAGCUUUUGGGGCGAGGGAUGUCCUUUCCUAAAUGUGAAGCAAAGGAUUCCUGUAAUGCUCUGGUCAGUCUCGGAUCCCAUGAGUCACGCUGAAGUGUUUCUCUUCUCUCCCUCCAUCUGGCCUCAGGAGGCUGUGUAGUCAGAGCUCAGCCUCUCCAGCUCCAGUGUUGGACAGCAGACUUCCGUGGUAGUGCACAUCACCACGAUCCCACUUCAUGUCUUCAUCCUGCAGUGUGGGAGGCUUUGCUCUCACAUUGACAUGGCUGCUUCUGACUGUUGGGCAUCGUUCUGCUCCCUAAGCCUGAGCAGUGCUGACUAGGGAACAGUGGUAAAGGAUGAAGUCGGGAGGAAGUGGAGUUUGGGAGCAGUGUAGCAGGGCUCUGUCGUUCCCUGAUAAAAAAGCAGGAUGUCCCCCUCAAAAUGCAAGACACUUGAGAUGUGUGUGGUGGCAUUUAAAUGUGUUUUUUAUCCAAGCAGCCAUAUCCUUGUUUUCUAAAGUACCCGAGCCCUGGGUUUCAAACCCCAAUGCAGAGGUUACUGCCAUGUUUGUUGGUGGAACUACUCAAAACUGGACCUGCUGUUUUUCUCUUUUUGAAACCCUUUGUGCUUUCUCUGUGUCGCUCACAGUUAUCUAUAGCUGAGAAGCUUUGCAUCCUUUCUUUUUGUCACAGAGCUACACAGUUUGUAACCAGCCUCUUGAAGGUUAACAUAAGGCAGCUAAUCAGUUGGACUGCUGGUGCACCUGCUACCAGGUGUUGAAUCCUGUCUGGAUUGUAGAGAGAGACACUACUAUGACCAGGAAGGACGUUGGGCUGAAUGGCCUAGGAAGCCUGGAGAUGCUGAUGAGCACAGUGUGGAGCCUAAAAUGUGGAAUGACUAUUAAUCUAACAGCCGAGUGAUUGUCUUGUGUGAUUCAUAGCCAUGGGUUUUAUUGAGGCUGGUAAAUUACUUUACCUUGGCUUAUAAAAAAUUAAGUUCUCUAAUAUUCUUUACUCUAAUGAAAUUACUGUUGCCGUUACAAUAAAGAUGAUCAGUGUUUCCAUUGUAAA